This is a messenger RNA of Choloepus didactylus (southern two-toed sloth), 7702 nucleotides long. It is a transcript of the gene ATP2A2, whose product is annotated as ATPase sarcoplasmic/endoplasmic reticulum Ca2+ transporting 2. NCBI's taxonomy places the organism in Eukaryota, Metazoa, Chordata, Mammalia, Pilosa, Megalonychidae. Gene Ontology annotation, molecular function: ATP hydrolysis activity; P-type calcium transporter activity involved in regulation of cardiac muscle cell membrane potential; ATP binding. Gene Ontology annotation, cellular component: membrane. The record is from RefSeq and is a predicted model, not a curated record. Gene Ontology annotation, biological process: calcium ion transmembrane transport; regulation of cardiac muscle contraction by calcium ion signaling; intracellular calcium ion homeostasis. The coding region runs from base 143 to 3271 and encodes 1042 amino acids. The transcript has 20 exons.
CCGAGGCGGCGGCGGAGGAGAGGCGGCGAGCAGCCAGUCCGCGCCUGGGCGCCCGGGGUGGCACGAGCCCGCGGCCCGAGUGCGGGGCCGAGGCGAGGAGGCCGCGGGGACGGGAGUGGAGGCCGGCCGGGCCCCCGCAGCCAUGGAGAACGCGCACACAAAGACGGUGGAGGAGGUGCUGGGCCACUUCGGCGUCAACGAGAGCACCGGGCUGAGCCUGGAGCAGGUCAAGAAGCUCAAGGAGAGAUGGGGCUCCAACGAGUUGCCGGCUGAGGAAGGAAAAACCUUGCUGGAACUUGUGAUUGAGCAGUUUGAAGAUUUACUAGUUAGAAUUUUAUUGUUGGCAGCCUGUAUAUCUUUCGUUUUGGCUUGGUUUGAAGAAGGUGAAGAAACAAUCACAGCCUUUGUAGAACCCUUUGUAAUUUUACUUAUUUUAGUAGCCAAUGCAAUUGUAGGUGUGUGGCAGGAAAGAAAUGCUGAAAAUGCAAUUGAAGCCCUUAAGGAGUAUGAGCCCGAAAUGGGCAAAGUGUAUCGACAGGACAGAAAGAGUGUACAGCGGAUUAAAGCUAAAGACAUUGUUCCUGGUGAUAUUGUAGAAAUUGCUGUUGGUGACAAAGUUCCUGCUGAUAUAAGGCUAACUUCCAUCAAAUCGACAACUCUCAGAGUAGACCAGUCGAUUCUCACAGGUGAAUCUGUCUCUGUUAUCAAGCACACGGACCCCGUCCCUGACCCACGGGCUGUCAAUCAAGACAAGAAGAACAUGCUCUUUUCUGGCACAAACAUUGCUGCUGGAAAAGCCAUGGGAGUGGUGGUGGCCACAGGAGUUAACACUGAAAUUGGCAAGAUCCGGGAUGAAAUGGUGGCAACAGAACAGGAGAGAACACCCCUCCAGCAAAAACUAGAUGAGUUUGGGGAGCAGCUUUCCAAAGUCAUCUCCCUCAUAUGCAUCGCAGUCUGGAUCAUAAACAUUGGGCAUUUUAAUGACCCCGUUCACGGAGGCUCCUGGAUCAGAGGUGCAAUCUACUACUUUAAAAUUGCAGUGGCUCUGGCCGUCGCAGCCAUUCCGGAAGGUCUGCCUGCUGUCAUCACCACCUGCCUGGCUCUAGGAACUCGCAGAAUGGCAAAGAAAAAUGCCAUUGUUCGAAGUCUCCCUUCCGUGGAAACCCUGGGUUGUACUUCUGUUAUCUGCUCAGACAAGACUGGUACACUUACGACAAACCAGAUGUCAGUUUGUAGGAUGUUCAUUCUGGACAAAGUUGAAGGGGAUAGUUGUUCUCUUAAUGAGUUUACUAUAACUGGAUCAACAUAUGCACCCACUGGAGAAGUGCAUAAAGAUGAUAAACCAGUGAAAUGCCAUCAAUAUGACGGUCUUGUAGAAUUAGCAACAAUUUGUGCUCUGUGUAAUGACUCUGCUUUGGAUUACAAUGAGGCAAAGGGUGUAUAUGAAAAAGUUGGCGAGGCUACAGAGACUGCUCUCACUUGCCUGGUAGAGAAGAUGAAUGUAUUUGAUACUGAAUUGAAGGGUCUUUCCAAAGUAGAACGUGCCAAUGCCUGCAACUCGGUCAUUAAACAGUUGAUGAAAAAAGAAUUCACCCUAGAGUUUUCGCGCGAUAGAAAAUCAAUGUCGGUUUAUUGCACACCAAACAAACCAAGCCGGACAUCAAUGAGCAAGAUGUUUGUGAAGGGUGCUCCUGAAGGUGUAAUUGACAGGUGUACCCACAUUCGAGUUGGAAGUACAAAGAUGCCGUUGACUGCUGGGGUCAAACAGAAGCUCAUGUCUGUCAUUCGGGAGUGGGGCAGUGGCAGCGACACUCUGCGAUGUCUGGCUUUGGCCACCCAUGACAAUCCAAUGAGAAGAGAAGAGAUGCACCUCGAGGACUCGGCCAACUUCAUUAAAUAUGAGACGAAUCUGACCUUCGUUGGCUGUGUGGGCAUGCUGGACCCGCCCAGGGUGGAGGUGGCAUCAUCUGUGAAGCUGUGCAGGCAGGCCGGCAUCCGGGUCAUCAUGAUCACAGGGGACAACAAGGGCACUGCCGUGGCCAUCUGUCGGCGCAUCGGCAUCUUUGGGCAGGAGGAGGACGUGACAUCCAGGGCUUUCACAGGCCGGGAGUUUGAUGAACUUAGUCCCUCAGCCCAGAGAGAUGCCUGCUUGAAUGCCCGCUGCUUUGCCCGUGUUGAACCUUCCCACAAGUCUAAAAUUGUAGAAUUUCUUCAGUCUUUUGAUGAGAUUACAGCUAUGACUGGGGAUGGUGUGAACGACGCCCCUGCUCUGAAGAAGUCCGAGAUCGGCAUUGCCAUGGGCUCUGGCACCGCGGUGGCCAAAACUGCCUCCGAGAUGGUCCUGGCUGACGACAACUUCUCCACCAUCGUGGCAGCUGUGGAGGAGGGACGGGCCAUCUACAACAACAUGAAGCAGUUCAUCCGCUACCUCAUCUCCUCCAAUGUGGGCGAGGUUGUGUGUAUUUUCCUGACAGCAGCCCUUGGUUUUCCUGAGGCCCUUAUUCCCGUCCAGUUGCUGUGGGUCAAUCUGGUGACGGACGGGCUGCCAGCCACCGCCCUGGGAUUCAACCCUCCUGACCUGGACAUCAUGAACAAGCCACCCCGGAACCCGAAGGAGCCACUCAUCAGCGGGUGGCUCUUUUUCCGUUACCUGGCCAUUGGCUGUUACGUUGGUGCCGCUACCGUGGGUGCUGCUGCGUGGUGGUUCAUCGCUGCUGAUGGUGGCCCAAGGGUGACCUUCUACCAGCUGAGUCAUUUCCUACAGUGUAAAGAGGACAACCCUGACUUUGAAGGAGUGGAUUGUACAGUCUUUGAAUCCCCAUACCCAAUGACAAUGGCGCUCUCUGUCCUAGUAACCAUAGAGAUGUGUAACGCCCUCAAUAGUUUGUCUGAGAACCAGUCCUUGCUGAGGAUGCCCCCAUGGGAGAACAUCUGGCUCGUGGGCUCUAUCUGCCUGUCCAUGUCACUCCACUUCCUGAUCCUUUACGUAGAGCCCUUGCCGCUUAUCUUCCAGAUCACACCACUGAACGUGACCCAGUGGCUGAUGGUGCUGAAAAUCUCCUUGCCUGUGAUUCUAAUGGACGAGACACUCAAGUUUGUGGCCCGCAACUACCUGGAACCUGGUAAAGAGUGUGUGCAGCCUGCCUCCAAACCGUGCUCGUUCUCGGCAUGCACCGACGGGAUUUCCUGGCCGUUUGUGCUGCUCAUGAUGCCCCUGGUGGUCUGGGUGUAUAGCACAGACACUAACUUUAGUGAUAUGUUCUGGUCUUGACUGACAGCUUUACAUAAAGAAGAUGUUUAACUUAAUCAAUUUUUUUAUUGUUUAAAGCAACUGUCUAUUUCUGCUGAAUUUUCACAUGAACAUAUUGGCUGGUGAAGGAGGUUUCAUACUCUAGAUUUUGUUUUGCUUUUUCUGACUCCAGUGGGGCAAGAUUUUCCUUUUUUAUAUACAUAACUAAAAGUGUCCAUUGACAUGUACAGAGAACUAACACUAUUUUAUGCAAAUAUUUUUUUGUAGAUGAAAAAGCAUGUACAGUGUUCUGUUUAAUACUCAUCCUUGUAUAAAAAUAGUUGAGCCAGCAGACAUUGUCAGCAAAUUAAUUGGCAGCCGAUUUUAGGAAAUGAAUGUGUGUGGUUUUUUCUAAAACUAAAUAGCAUGUAUUGUGUCUUUUGCAUGAUCAUCUGGAUUUAGUUUGAUAUCACAGUCUAAUUUUUAUUCAUAAGCCAAUUUUUCUGCACUGAGCAGAGUACUGCUACCUCAGUCAGUAUUUUUUGGUUUGCCACUUCCCUCACCCCCUCACCCCCUCAUGCCCGCUGAUGACCUCCACCUCCACCACUGCCCUUACUCUCAACCCCGCUCGGCUUCCUCUCCUGUAGGGUUUUGAUGGUUUUGUUUACAUCAGUCUUAAUAAGAGGUAUGCCUGUUCUCGCUUGUGCAGAAAACAUGGUUCCAGAUUCAAAUCUACUGGGUUUGUGUGCCCUCACGUGGUUUUUAAGGUUAUUUAUUUAAAUGUCUAAUGUGUUUUAUUGUAACAGACAUUGUUUUGCCAACAUUGCCUAUUUCAGUGGCACUUUACAAUCUAGUUUAAAAGGAAAAAUAAAACAUUUUAAAUGGGCAGAAAAAUAACUGUCUUGGUUUUAACUCUUACAUGGCUUACUUUUAACUAUCUAAUAGAUGUGUCCAACUUUCUUUUAAGUUCUUAGCUCAGAACUUUGGCAUUACUGUGCUCCAGGGGAGGGUCCUGUUCUGUGUAGUCAGGUGUAGGAGUUUUAUUUUUUCAUGUAUAGGCACGAGUUGUCAUCUGUGAUUUACAUUUCAUGCAGGUUCCUGCUGGCCUGCUUUAACCUGGUGUAGAGUGUAUAAGGCCGGGUGUGUGUGGGGGUGUGUUUUGUAAAACCUGUAAAUAGUACAUGACCAAUGAACAUACUGUAUAGAACUAUUUUUAUUUUGAUGUGGCACUAACCACCACCAUCAUUCCUAUGGUAAAUGUUUUCGCAUGCUUCAAGAUCAGUCUUAACCAACAGUGUAUAAGUCAUUAACAGUCCUAACUGUGGUGUUUUUCUCCAAUGCCUUCCAACAUUCAUCAACUAAAGUGAGUAUUUUCUUCCCUGCAGUCUGGAUGCUUUAGCCUAAAGGUGGCCACCACAAAAUGAGAUAGCUGUUAUGACGCUAACAAAUAAAUAAUAACUUCCUUCCUCCCAAGCCCCCUUGUGUCUGACUCUGCCGUGCACAUGGGGCCAGCCCCCACCUGCCAGGAGAGGUUGGCUUCAGCAGGCAGGUGGCUUGGGGGACUGAGGCAUAGAAUUCCCUCACCAGAAGGCAACUCGGGUGGACGCCACGCUGCUGAGGACAGGGGCUCAGCCAGAUGCAGGGAGGCCCCUGGCAGGCCGGGGAGCCUUGCUGGCCCAGUCCUGGGAUGAAGAUUACAAAAGCAUCUUACAGCUCUUUUGAUCUUUGCUGGCUGCACAGAACUGUCCCAGAACACUGCUACUGCGUGUUCAUUAAAGAGCAAAAGGCUAGUGAAGUGACUGAGCAGUGACAUCACUGAAGCACUGGCUUCAUCUCACAGAGCUGCCUUUUUUGCACCCUCCUGGGUCCUGUCUUUGGCAGCACAGUGAGAGCACAGUCGUUAGGGCCUGACUCUGCUCAGGCAAAAACCAGCCUGUCGAUGGCCAGGGGAUGAGGGGCCUGAGCUGCAGCUCCCUCACUCCUAGUGAAAGCACGUCUGGUUACUCGGCCAGCUAGAAGACAAACAGGAAGAUGUGAUAUAAAUGCAUAAAGUUCGGGGAGGCAUUAAUGGAUAUCAUGCAGGACAAGGUGCCACACAAAGUUCAGAGGUCAGUUUAGGGGGGAUGGAAAUGGAACCUAGAAGCUAAGUGCAGGUCCUGGCCCAGCUCUCUGUGGCCACCCAGGGCUGUUUGCAGCGUGCUCUGGCUCUCGGCAGGAAGGGAGGCUUGUCUGCCCUGCCCUGCACAGAAUUGGGGGGCAGAAGGGGUUGCUAACUCUACCAUCAUGACACAGAAAUCAAUGGGUUGAGCGGAUCAGAUCCAAGAAGUGUAUUUUAGUUAUGAACUGAAAUUGGGUGGUACACUAUUAAAUGAAAAUCCAGCAAACCAUUUAGGCAAGUUUUCCUGGCUCAGUUCCUAAUUGAGUGGCCUUUGCAAAAGAUGUCAGGUGUCAUGGGCCACUGUAGGACACGCGAGCCAGCUUUGGCCUUGCUGUUCCUCAGCUUUUGUCCUUCCAGCCCAUUGACGUGGUUUGGUACCUGUUUCCUGAGGCCCCGACUUGGCUGGUUGGAAAGCACAUGUCAGUGCCUAGUGCUCAGUGGCAUCAACUCAGGUCACCCUCCUGCAACGAGGGAGGGUCCCAAAGGCAGCAGGUGCCCGGCCACCUCCUCACCCAGUGCCUGCUUCUGCCCCCACUGGGGAGGUGGAGGGCGCAGGUCACUCAGACCCACACACACCUGCCGCCAAGCAGCUCAGCUGUUCCCUGACGCACAGGCAGAUCAAAGGCCAUCCUGUCAGAGCAUUUGGCUUUUUGCUGCCCUGUGCCUCACCUUGCCUCUUUGGUACAGCUUUGCCUCCAGUCGGGAAGACCAGCACAUCCUGGGCUGCUCCUCUAGCAUCUCUAGGGUCGAGGCGGGGCAGCUGACCGGCCUCUCCCAAGCAGCUGCUGCCACACCAACCUCAAUUUGGGGCCUCAGCAAAACAUUCAUGCGGUGAGCAGACUGCAGGACAUCCGAGACCCAGGUGUCAGCUCAGCAUCUGCCAAACCUCCCUACUGCCUGGAGCCAGAGGACACUGGGUCUGCAGGGCUGGCGCCCUUUGCCUGCCCCACUGAAUUCUGUCACACCACCGCCCUGCGGUUAAUGGUAAAGGGAAUUUUCACUUUUGUUUCUCAAAAGGGAAUGGUGUAGUCAGCCCUGGUCCAGCGGCGUCCCCCUCCCUGGACUGGGAGGUGCUGGCUGCUCCUGGAGCAGGAAGGGGGAGAGCUAGAAGGCUGUGCUCGGACUGCUGCACUGCCCACCUCUGCUUCAUCUUAACCCUUUGCACUGGUAACCAGUAACCUUUCCUUCUCUUGCCCAUCUCACUUCUGUUCAGCUCCUGAAACAAUGUCCAGUAAGUGUCUGCCUGGUGGGUUCUCCUGCAAGCCAGGGGUGGCCUUGGCUCCGUAGCCAACAACACAAGGGUCUGUGCUGCUCGGUCGGGGCUCUCAGGUGUUACCCAGCAGUGUUGCAUCUCAGGACAGUUAAUCAGGAUGCUGGUCUUGAAAUCUUUAACGAUCAAGCUGAAUAUUCCUUUUCACCUACACUAUUUAUCUUAGUCUCAAAUAAAUUUAUUCUAACAUUUCUUCCCCGUAUUUCAUGAAGCUGAUUUCCUCUCUCUUUCCUUUUCAGCAAUACUGGAGUAACCGCUUCCUAAACCAUUUUGCAGCAAUGUAAGGGUGUUCGGUUGCGUGCAUGUCCAUUUUUAGCAACACAUCUACCAGCCCUCUGCAUGAUUGAUGUGGGGGAAAAGAAAAGUAGGAAAAAGUUUCCCCAAUUCAUUGUGUGUCAUAUGGAGGAAAUGUGUAUUAUCGAUGGGGUUUUUAGCUUUUAAAUCAAAAUAAUAAUUACAAAUGUACAAUUUAGCUUAAUGAAUCAGAAAGCCUCUCCAGAGAAGUUUGGUUUCUUUGCUGCAAGAAGAAUGAGGUUCUGAAACCUUAUCCAUGAACUUAGAAGCCAUCAGCCAAGUCUCCAUAUUUCUCUGCAGAAUGUCAGCUUAUAUAAAUGUACAAUAUUCAAUAUUUGAUUGUAAUGCAUGCCUUCGGAUAUAAGUAGCCAGGUUUCUUUAUGGUGUCAUUGGAACAUGCUACUUUUUAAUUGGCCCUGUACAGUUUGCUUAUUUAUAAAUUCAUAGAAUACACUACAGGUGUUGAAUGGUUAAAAUGUAGGCCUCGAGUUCAUAACUUCAGUCAUUUUUGAGUGUGCAAACAGCUCUUUUGCACUGUAUUAAAUGUAACUUAUUUAAUGAAAUCAGAAGCAGUAGACAGAUGUUGGUGCAGUAUGAAUAUUGUGAUGCAUUUAUCUUAAUGCUAAAUGUCAAUUUAUCACAACGCAUGUUUGACUUUAGACUGUAAAUAGAGAUCAGUUGUUUAUUUCUGUGCUGGUAACAACACAGUGCACAGACAUGGUUUCAGGUAAAUAAAUCUAUUCUAUGAGAA